Caenorhabditis sp. 36 PRJEB53466 is the source of this 1228-nucleotide messenger RNA. Lineage: Eukaryota; Metazoa; Nematoda; Chromadorea; Rhabditida; Rhabditidae. The record is from the annotation of a GenBank genome assembly.
AUGUUUUCAACUAGUAUUCAAUUGUUUUCUACGACGCCAACUCAAAAUUUGAUCGAAUAUUCGGAUAGUUUGGCCCGAAAUAAACUAAUUUUCGCUUCAAUAGCUGCGUACGCCGAAAAACCCGAACUUUGUCUGGAAAAGGGAUUCCAGCAGGCUAUAGUAAGACGUCAGAUUACUGUACUUUGUGACGUGGAUCUUAAUGACACGUGUUCUGGAUACACGGCUGUUAGUCCCACGGAUAAAGCGAUUUUAGUGGUCUUCCGAGGGACCACUAGUAAUCAACAGUUAUUGGUCGAGGCUGUCGAGACUGUUGUCGGCAAUCAUGUAUGUCAAAUGUUGAGAACUUUUUCUUUGGAAAAUGGCUAGAAUGAAACAUUUUUAGGCACCCUGGCCAGCAGGUGGUGUGGUCUCCCAGUAUUUUCAUGAUGGAUUUUUCAAAAUGUGGAAUACUGGCAUGAAGGAUGAUUUUAAUACACUUUUGGCCAAAUAUCCGGGUUAUCAGGUUUGGGUGAGUUUUUUUUGAAUCAAAAAAUAAUAGUUUUUGAAUUUAUCUCAAACUUCUGUUUAAUUUCUGGAUAUACCGAAAUACUAUCAGUAAAUGUAUCUAUAAAAUAUAUCCAGGUGACCGGCCAUUCCCUGGGCGGUUCCCUGGCUUCUCUGGCUGCUUCCUACAUCUCCAACUCGUCUCUAACUGCCCCAAAUUCUCUUCUCCUGAUCACUUUUGGUCAGCCGCGCACCGGAAAUGCGACAUUUGCGUGGGCGGUGGACAGGGACGUGCCGAAUGCGUUCCGAGUCGUCCACUCGCACGAUCCGAUUCCGCACUUGCCCGGAAAAGGCCAUCACGGAUAUUGGCAUCACAAGUCCGAGGUGUUUUACAAUAAAAAUAUGGGCGGAUGGGUGAUUUGUGAGGAGGAUGAGAGCGAAAAGUGCUCCGACGGACAAGGGACCGAUACGGAUAUUAAUGUGAGUGGGCGGAAGGGAAAAGUUGGGGAAAGUCUAGGCCACACUGUACACAUGAACAGAAAUACGGUUUUUGGAUAACUUGGGAUGACAAAAAACGAACAAUUCAGAGAAAAAACCGGAGGAAAUUGAAAAAGUUGAACUUUGACCUAUCAUAUUGAUAUUCCAGUAUUUCACAAUUAUUUUUCAGGAUCACCUCCAUUACUUUAACAAGGACAUUCUAACUCUGGGCUACUCAAAUUGUCAAAACACCACAGGAUCUACAUAG